Messenger RNA from Anolis sagrei ordinatus, 5281 nucleotides. It is a transcript of the gene CD81, whose product is annotated as CD81 molecule. NCBI's taxonomy places the organism in Eukaryota, Metazoa, Chordata, Lepidosauria, Squamata, Anolidae. The record is from RefSeq and is a predicted model, not a curated record. Gene Ontology annotation, cellular component: plasma membrane.
AAAGCGCGGGCCAAAAGCGAGGCGAGCGGGGCGGGCGAGCUCUGUAAGACCCGGGAAGGAGAAGCAGCAGCCGCCGCCGCCGCAGCCAGCCUACCCGCCCGCCCUCCGUCUCGUUGCAAGGCGCUGCCGCCUCUGCUCCUCCUCCUCCUCCUUCUUCUUCUCCUUCUCCUCCUCCUCGGAGCCCACCAGGCCGAAGCCCCUCUCCGCCCGCAGCCAUGGGAGUCGAAGGCUGUACCAAGUGCAUCAAAUACCUCCUCUUCGUCUUCAAUUUCGUCUUCUGGCUGGCUGGAGGAAUAAUUCUUGGUGUGGCAUUGUGGCUUCGUCAUGACACAAAGACGACAACUAUCUUGGGCUCAACAUUAAAUGACCAUCAGGCUCCUAGCACAUAUUAUGUCGGAAUCUACAUCCUGAUUGCUGUUGGGGCAGUGAUGAUGUUUGUGGGUUUCCUCGGAUGCUACGGUGCUAUUCAAGAGUCACAGUGCCUUCUGGGAACAUUUUUCACCUGCCUUGUAAUACUGUUUGCUUGUGAAGUGGCUGCUGGAAUCUGGGGCUUUGUUAAUAAAGAUCAGAUUGCUAAAGAUGUGAAGCAGUUCUAUGAUGAGGCAGUGCUCGAAACCAAGUCAGAUAAUGAGAAUAAAUCCAAGGCAGCAAAAGCAGUUGUGAAAACUUUCCAUGAAACGCUAAAAUGUUGUGGCACAGGUUCAUUUUUGGAAGAUAUAUUCAACCUUGCAAAUCCAGAUGACCUCUGCAGUAAAGGACAAAUAUUCAGAAGUGAGUUAGACUGCCAUUCAAGAAUUGAUGAGCUGUUCUCCGGAAAACUGUACCUAAUUGGUAUUGCCGCCAUUGUGGUGGCUGUGAUCAUGAUCUUUGAGAUGAUCCUGAGCAUGGUACUGUGUUGUGGCAUCCGAAACAGCUCCGUCUAUUGAGAAGUGAAAGGGCAGGGGCGAAGCAAUGGUGCCGAAGGGACCCCAAAGUGCCGCUGUAUGACGGGGAGACUCUUCCAACAAAAGACAAAGAAAAUUGUGUAUAUAGAUAUUUCAGAUAUUACCAUACAGUACUUAUCAUUCUUACUUGGAAGUCUUCUUUCUGUUUGUUUAAAAGGUGGGAGAGGGAGGUGGGUUUUUUCUUCUUCUUCAACUUCUUUUUUGUAUAUUUGUGGCAAAGUUAAAGACACAUCAAUUUGUGUGGUAGAAAAGCUACUAAUGUCAGUGAUUCCAGGCCUUUUAUCAAAGAUCGCCUUUUUAUCCCCAUUCUCCCCAGUCACUUAGCACUAACAAUAUGCAAUUAACAAGACUUUCCCCAGAUACUAGCCUUUUAUGAAAAAAUGGACACUUCCUGUGUCUGUGUUAUCCAAACAGUUCAUUGGAGGGAGGAAAGGAGGCAUUGCACCAGUUCUCAGCAUUUCCUGUUCUAACAUUCUCUAUUGUGACUUAUAGAAAACCUUGUAUUAUUAGUCUAAAUCUGUGACUGUAUACAAGAGUCCUGCCUUGGUGUAAUGAGACAACUGUUUUCAGAUCUGCUAUUUUGCUAUCAAUCAUGCAAAUUUUACAGUAUGUCCAAUACUUCCCACUCCUUUCCAUGAUGAGACUUUAUUUGCAAACUUGUAUAAUAACCCCAUUAACAUGAAAAGUCCAUAAUUUCUCCUGGAGUUGGAACAUGGAGAUAAGUUAAUUCUAAAAGCCCUCACAAGGUAUUAAUUUAUAACAGUGGAAGGAAUUAAACCCAAACGUAUAUUUUCAUCCUGAGCUAAAAAAUUGUUUAUACAGUCAUAAGGAAAUAUAAUAGGUCUGAUGAUGGAAUGUUUUUAUAUCUCACUGCUAUAUGUGUUUACAUGAUUAGUUUGGGAUGAAAGUUCAAUCUGGUAUUAUUCACUUAAUAAAUAUAUAGUAAUGUAAAGAUGCCAAAAGCUAUCUGUGGAAGAGAAUCAGUGAAAUAAUGACUGGAUACCUGUUCAUUGGAGAAACAAUUUUAAGGAGGCACCUGCUUUUGUGCCUUUUAAAAAAAUAUAGUAGUAAAUGUGGAGAAUAGCCAAUUGUGUAUGGGUAGGACACUGCAAAGAGGCCUUGUUUGUUAGGCGCAUCCACUAACUGCUUCGUUAGAAUAAAAUGACCGUGUUGCCCACAGCAAAUCGGAUAAUACCCUCCCUAUUUAGUAAAUGAUGUUGGCUUCCUGUGUUCUUUGCAAGUUGUGGUUCAUUCAGAUGUAAAUUUAUUCCUUGUCUUUCUCUGCACUUUUGCUCUUCAAAUGCAGUUAGGUCUGUGCCUGUUAGAACAACCAGUUGGGGCACGAAAAGGAUAUGAAUAUGCAAAGAUUUAUAAGUAAGCUUACAGCUCUAGAUGGAAUGCUUUUAAUGAACAUUUAGAAGACCACACAUGGAUUCUGUGCCCUUGGUGCAUUUUCUCCUCUAAAUAUGUAAGCAGAAGCAAAAAGGCUUUGCAAAAAUAAAUUGUUGGAAUAAUCUAAGCAUCUCAGAAAACUAAACAAAAAAAUGGUCAGAGUUUCAGGAUCCCCACCACCACACAAACCACUUCCUUUUAUAUCAUUCUGACUUGUCUGAAAUGGACUCCACUGCCUAGAACCCCCUUAAAAGGUUACUCUAAAUCAAACCCUGUUCGUACUACUACUAGUUUAAGAACGUAUCCCAAGAAUUGUGACAGUGGGGAGGGAGGACCUAUUUUAGCCUUAGAAAUAGCCUUAAAGCAACACUGCCCUGAAUGUCAAGCUUUGCAUGCACUGGAAACAGAAAUUGAUUCUAACAACCUACCCACUCUUCAAAGGUUCUGAGGGUCAUAUUUUCCAGUAUAAUAUAGUAUAUGUACAAUUUGUAGCUAAUCAACUAUGCAUGUACAUUUAUUUACACACAUACUGUAUGCAUUGGGGCUACCAGUGUGCAAAAUCGAUGUGUGUAACUCACUGCCUUUUGUCAAGUCUCCCAGAGAAAUGUAUAUAAUUGCACCACUAAGCAUUCUUUUCUUAUACCGUAUGUUUGAUAUUGUUCAGCAUUCAGGUGAUUAUCUGUUACAGCCAGCACUCUGUUCCAAAGCUUCUCAAGUCUCUCUUCUCAAGUGUGGCUCCAGCAUCAUCUUGGGACAGAGGCCUCUCUUUCUAUUGAAUGCAAGAUGGCAGUGGAUAGUGAGGAUUUUGCUAUAUUGCAGGGGAGGGUAAAUUCCCUUAAACUUUUUCUGGAGGUUUUUUGGAGAGUGGCACCCACAACAUUCUACAUCUUGCUUUAUUUUGCUUUACAUUUUGAAAAUGGAACAUUGCUUCUAAAGGAUGUGGUUUUAACUUGGGGAGGUGAUGCCUAACUAUGCCAAGUACACAUCUGGAACUUCAGUGGAGGAAAAAUUGAGCUUCUCUGUUCACCACUGCUGCUUCCCCCAUUCAAACUCUCUAAAGGCCUCUUUUUAUUCAUUGGUUUAAUUUUACAUAAAUGCGCAUAUUGACAUAAUGUUUAAUGUAUGCUCUUCAGCAAUAAGCAGGAGAGCAAAAAGUGGGUAGUAAAGUAGUAUUAAAAAGUGCUAUGUUGCAAACAACUUUUAAGUUGCAUUUUUGCCUAAUGCAAAGAGACAACUGAAUUGGAAAUCGAGUUCUCAAGGCCAGAAAUAGCUUAGGAAUAGAGGGAAAGUUCUACAAAAAUGAUGAGAUAGAAGCUUUCAUGUGGAAUGAUUGUUAUAGGUCAGUAAUACUUUGACCUUCAUUUGAGAAACGGAAAAUGAUCCCCAAAAUAAAACAUUUUGUAUAUAGAAAAUUAGAAUUCGGGAGGUGGAUUCCACCUUAGGCUUCUUCCCGACCAUUAGAUGCUUUCUUUUUGCUUGCAGGGUUUCUUUACCUCAGUAGCAGAGAUCGUGUUUUAUGUCUGAAGUGUUAACAGUCCAUGAACUGUUCAUGUAAGCUGGUCUUAAGACUUCUUUUAGUGCCAGUAAUGACAGGAUCUGUUCUCAUUUUCCUUUUACUGUUUGCAAAGAACUAGCAAAAGAGAGGCACAUGUGACUUUAGAAAUACAAAUUAAAGUCUUCUUUAAAAAAUAAUCCAAUGUUGUAAAAGUUUGCUUUAAAAUUGCCUUGGUAGGCAUUAUUGCUGCCAGGGAGAUCCUCUCCUCUCUUAAGAAUUUAGCAUUAGGAAACAAAUUGAGGGCUUCAGCUAAGAAAUGUCCAGGUGAGAGAAUGAGAAAUUGUGGCAAAUGCUGUUACAUGAGGCAGAAUUCUAGCCAAGGCUAUUUAACAACUUAUUCAAACUGCACGACGUUUGUGGCCAAAUCUCAGAAACAACCUGGUUUUACUUUCACCAGAGAAUACCAGUUGGCUGGGUUUAGCUUUAUGAUUAUGCCCAAAGACCUUAUUUUUAAGUAAACUAUGAUAAAGAAUUCUCUUGUAAGCCAAAAGAGAAAUUUAGCAUUCUCACCUACAGGUUUGCUCCUGUGCAAACUGAACAGAUCCAGUUAUGAAGAGACUACAGAAGGAGGGCCGAACAGCGCUGCUGGCUGCAACGUCCUGAAUGCUUGGUUUUCUUUUGAAUAUUGUGGAGCAUGCCACAAGCUGUAUAUUCAUGUGAAGUACUAUUUCUUCUCUGCCUUCUUUUUUGGGUCACUUUUCAGAUUUUUAAUAAACAUUUCCUCUUAGUGUGUAUUGUGUGGUGAAGCCCUAUGUUUUUUAAAGCGCCAAGAAAUCACAACACCUGAAUGCUUUGACCAUCAGAUCUCCACAGCACUGGCAAAGCCAGCCUUGGGAACAGAAAACAAAUGGGGUGAGACAAAGACAAGAGGAAGAAGGAAUGGAAUGAAUCUUGGCCAGUCUUGUUCUGGUCAGAGAAAAGCCAUGAGGCAAAGUAUAUGAGGUGAAUCUAUGGAGAUAACAUUUGCAUUAAAAAUGCAAUGACUCUUCCCCAAAAACCCAGUUUUCAACUAGGUUAAUGAGAUGAAAACAAUCAAUUCCAACAUGUUCCUAUCAAUGCCCAAGAGUACAAGCAUACAUAUGGGGCCCUAGUCAUAUAAGUCUUUACUUUUGUGGGUUAUAGCAAACCGCCUAAUUUUGUAAUUUUUUCCAUUGGUUCUGUGAAAGGGGGAGGAAGGAAUGAACUAGGGAGGCAUGACAUACCGCUGCCAUCUCCCCACAUUUGCCAUCAAAAUCCCCAUUCUUCUCAUCAUCCUGGCUUCGCUUGUGCUCAGCAAUCUUGCCUAUUUGCUGUUGUCUUGCUUGUUUAUCUGAAUGUUAAAGGAAUCUGUCAAAAUAACAUUUUUUAAGAAAAUAUAUCUAUGACAACAAUUAAAACAACCAAAAACCAA